Sitophilus oryzae (rice weevil) is the source of this 4374-nucleotide messenger RNA. RefSeq names its product nitrogen catabolic enzyme regulatory protein-like. The record is from RefSeq and is a predicted model, not a curated record. NCBI's taxonomy places the organism in Eukaryota, Metazoa, Arthropoda, Insecta, Coleoptera, Curculionidae. Gene Ontology annotation, cellular component: nucleus. The coding region runs from base 278 to 2383 and encodes 701 amino acids. The transcript is spliced from 11 exons. Gene Ontology annotation, biological process: positive regulation of transcription by RNA polymerase II; cell fate commitment; negative regulation of transcription by RNA polymerase II. Gene Ontology annotation, molecular function: RNA polymerase II cis-regulatory region sequence-specific DNA binding; zinc ion binding; DNA-binding transcription factor activity, RNA polymerase II-specific.
AAAAGAUCAAGCGCGAUAAGAGCAACAAACGUCGUAUUUACAAUACAGAAAAGUACUUUUCCUAAUCAAAUAUCGGUGGAAAUGGAAGUGCCUUAUUUUUUUCCCAUCGUGUAAUUUUGACGUUUCAUAAAAAUGAACGAGGUGCAGUGAUUUGUUGUGUAAAAAAUCUAAAUAGCGUUAUUUAAAUGUUAUAAACAAUAAAGACGGCUGUGAGACACGAGAAUCACCAUUAAAUGUCCCGUGUGUGCUUUUGUUUUGUUUUCUGUUUGUUUUAAACAUGUCCAAUGUACCGCCAAAGUUUUAUCAGUUGUGUAGAUUGUGCUUAUCUAGUGAUAAAACGUCUGUGUUAUCUAUAUUCGACGGCGACAAGGACAUCCCAAAGAAAAUCCUGCAUUGCUUGUCAAUUUUGAUCAAAGAAACAGAUCAACUUCCUAAAAUUAUUUGCCUCAAAUGUUCAGAACAAUUAGAGUCGUUUUCGAAGUUCAAAGAUGUCGCCUCUAAAGCAGAAGAAGUUUUAAAUAAGUUUUUAACUUACGCUAAUCAGUUACACGCUAGUGAAGAGGAAAACAUGCGCCAGUCUGAAGAGUUCUUAGCUACUAUUGCCAAUUCAUUAUACGAUAAGAAAGAAAUAAAAUCUGAACCAGAUGACAGUAUUAACGCACACGCCAUUGAAGAUGGGCAAGAAAGCACCACGACCAACGAAGACUUUUCCAGUGAAGCACCGCAGUCAACACCCGUUAUUGUUGCUGUUCCCACCGAGUGUGCCGCCGUUCAGUUGGAUGCACAAAAACCAUUAAGUUUACACAGGGACCCUACAAUAUUAAACGACGAUACGCCUCCACAGUAUAGAAAACCGUUAUUCUUACAUAAGGAACCUUCGGCAGUACACGGCGAUCCGAACGAAUCCAUAGUUUUGCGCGCCAGCAGUCGCAGUUUACAAAACGAACCGCUGGAAUUGCACAAGGAAUCGACUGGAUUAUCGAACGAGCCCUUGAAUUUGCAAACCGAACCUCUAAAUCUUUAUAACGAUUCUGAGAUGCCGGACCAGAAGCACGUCUCUGUAAUUUCAACAACGCCUAAUGUUGCCCAAGUAUGCAAAACUGAAUUGACUAGUAGUGGAGUCGAAGAUGUUGACUUUCCAUGUAAAGAAUCUUUUAUCAAGGUCAAACCGUCUUUUGUUUUGCAGGCACCGAGACCAGUAAAACAGGAAUUUUCCUACCAGGAAGAUGAUAUUGAACCUGCAGAUCUUUCUAAAAGUAAAACAUUUGAAAAUAUUCUAAAUGUCACGAUUAAAGAAGAUGACAUGGACACUCAGUCUGUUUCAAGUGCCAGUUCUGAUCCAGAUAGGUUAGAAGUCGAUAUGUCGCAGGCGGCAGACGAUCAUAAUACCAGUUCUACCAGUAGUGCUACACCUCCUCACGAAAGACCGCCUGAUGCGUCAGAUUGGUGCUUCAAUCAGAAUAAUGGCUUUAAUGCUGGGAUGCCUGUUUUAUCAGGAGAAGCAUCACAACUACUCAGGAAACUAAUAACUUGUAGAAAAUUGGGUAUGAGUAUUACUCCAGCUACACCAAAGGUACUCAACUACUCCCUAUUUGAUGGCCAGCUUCCUUCAUCAGAACCCAGUUUUUCUAUUGAAAAGACAAAAACUUCUGGCAGGAGGAAACAGAGUUAUCCUAGUAAAGCUAAUAAUGUAGAGGAGAUGGAGCAAGGAGAAGAAGAGAGUGACAAUGCUCCUGAUUUCACUGGCAGUACACCUUGGAUCAACAUGGCAGGAAAUAAAUUAAAAAUCAGCAAUAACUCAUCGGCUGCACCCUCCAAACGAAUAGACGUCUGUUGUACUAACUGUAGGACGCAAACGACUACCAUAUGGAGACGAAACGUCAGGGGUGAAAUGGUGUGCAACGCUUGUGGACUGUAUUUUAAACUGCACGGCAUAGACAGACCAUUAACGAUGAGACGAGAUACCAUACAUACGAGAAGACGGAGACCUAAGGCACAGGAAAUGAAGAAUAUGGAGGUUAAGAAUAAAAUGGGUUUAUAUGGGUAUUCGUUCCAUAAAGAACCGAAACCGCGGACAUAUGGAGAUCGAUCAGUUCCCAUGAUUCCUACAACCAUUUCAGACAAUGCAGAUACCCAGAAUAUGCUCAGCGCUUUAAGGAGACAGUUACAACCUCAUUUGAUGAUGGCCUUAUCUCAAGAAGCCGGUGGGCAAAGCACCUUAUUGUCUCAGAUAAAUCAGGGUUUAAGCCAACCAAACUUCUUGCCAGCUAGCAAAGAUUCUCCAUGCGGCUCCGCACCAGAAAUGGAGUCUGACGAGGAAAGUAUAGGAGACCUACCCCUCAAUCUUGUGUCUACCCAUAUGGCCGAAACGGAGACUCAUUAGUUUCGCUCGUUUCUAUACCGAAUUAAAUUUCAACGGCACUAAUCUGUAUUUAAGUUAAAUUUCUAGGCCUAUCUCCUAAAAAUUCGGUAGGUAGGUCCAAUUCUCUACCAGUGAUACAUUUUUUACGACGUAAAGAUAGAUGUUUUAGUAUACUUGAGCUUAGUUUAUCGGUAUAAACUUGUUUAAAUAUUUAAAUUUAACUAGACAGGUUUACCAUUGCCACGAUUCGUCGAUAAACUAAGCUUGGACAAGCAGAAAUGACAUUGCUUUCAAAUAUUGAUUUGAAUGAACAAAAUUUGCAGAAAAUACUCUUAAGCUCUCUUUUUUACGAACGAAAAAGAUAUUUUAUAUUGUACUUACAAUGUUAAUAAUACUCAUUGUUUUAUAAUAUUUAUGAAUUUAUUUUAGGACGUCUAUUUUACUUUUAUUUUAUGUUUUUUCCCUCGGUUGUUUAUUUUAAAAGAAAAAAAAACUUGCCGUUAAAAAUAUUUUUUUAUUUCUAUUCAGUGUGAUAUUUCCAGAAACCGUAUUAUUUCGUACCAAUCCCACGACAUCCAAAUAGUAGUUAAAUAAAACCAAACUUUUUCUUUAUGCCAGUACCUUAAUUUUAGUAGUAUUUAAAGAUAUUUUUCUUAGAAAUUUACCUUAUUAAGAAUCUCGUUUUUAAUUUUUCCGUAUUUUUAACAGUAUUUUUUAUCAACUUCGAAAAAUACAGAUAAGUUUUUGAAAGAUUUAGUUAUAUUUUAAUUAAAAAAGCUAAAUAUUACAUUUUGGACACUCCUGUAUGAUAUUUACUUAUUUAUUUUUUUAAAUUAUUAACGCUAAGCUCUCUUAUCUGUCGCCCUCGUUCAAAGUUUAAAGUGUUUUUUAUUAUAUGCAAGUUUAAUUUAAUAAAAACAAAAAUUAACAUUUGAUUUAAGCUUUAUUAGAGGUCGAUAGUGAUUAAUUAUUUGGCAUUUUAUACCAGUGUGUGAUUGUUUUAACCAAUAUUUAUUGUAAAUAUUUUUGUUUUGCAAUAAUUUUGUACACCAGUUAUUAUUAGUUUUUUAGUAUUUUUUACUUAAGGUUUUAUUUGCGAUCUUUUAUCAAUUAACGCUUUUUAUGAGAUUUGUUUUUAGCAUUUUUGCAAUAACUUUGCUCCAAGCAGGAAAAUUUUGGUUUUACUUCUAGUAUUAUAUUUUCAUGAACUACUUCAUGUAAAUUUUUCAAAUUCAGGUGAUGCUUUGAUUUUAACUUGUAUUUUUAAUGGUAUUACACGGAGCAAAGAAAAACUAAUGUAGCGUACCUAUUAGUAUUAACCAGUGAGUGAUAUUUCUUUAUUUUUAACACAUUGACUUAAAUUUUUUUUAUCUAACUUAUUUUCCUUUUUAACGUAUGGUUGCCAAUCAAAAUUUUAUUGGAAAUAUUCAUUUUUUUGUUGGGUGAUUAAUGAGAAUUUUCCAUUCAACAAGUUUUUGGUCUCAAAGAAAUUCUUGUGUACAAAAUAUUUAGAAACUGAAAAAAAUAUUAAUUCAUUUGAUUGACAAUCUCUACAUAUAAUAAAAUCAGUAUUUUAUACAUUUUUUUUAUUGUUAAUAUCUAGCAUUAAGCUAAAGAAAUUGCCUUAGUUGUUAAGUUUAAUAUUAUUAUGUUGGCAGCUAUGCCUCAGAUUUGCAAUACCAAUUUUUGCCAGUUAUUAGAUAAUAAAGAUUUCUUGUUAGUAGCGGUAUUUUGGAAAGUAGAAUUUUGUACUUUCAAUUUCCAAAAUACUCUUACUAAUGAUAUUGUAAAAAUUGACUUAUGUAAAAGUUGUGAUAUAUUGUUGAGAUAAACGAAGAUGCGUUUUUUACUUAAGUUUUCGAGAAUUUUAGAAGGUCAUCUUUUUUUUAAUACUUAAAAGAGGGGUUUUGUAUUUUAUAUUUACCAGGAUAUAUAUACUUAAGGUUGGCUAAACUAGAAGUUAGGAUAUUUUUUUACCAAUAAAAACAUGGCUGCAAACAAACCAAUGUUUU